AUGCAGCAGCAUCAACCUAACCUAUUACCAAUCCCUGAUGUUGGGCGCGUGCCAUCAGCACCACCACGCUUUCCUGUUCGACCCUCACCUCCACCGCCAGCUCCAGAUUUCAUCAUUGUCGGUCUCUUCGCCCUACGGUUAGUAAAGGGAUUGAUUGAAGGUCUUGAUUAUUACCCAGGCCGCGAUGCAGACAUCAUCUGGCUUAUGAAUUUCCUAGCACCGUUCAGCGACGACUACGCACUGGCGAAGAUAUCAGGUCGUCAGAAAGACGACUACCUCCAGAUGUACCCAGCCGUCAUAUCACGGAUGAAGAAACAACCGCGAUAUCCCAUCAGGUUCAUGCAGAUGAAUCCAGAUCAGUCCAUGUACCAGUCACGACAGCGCGGCGUUGCAGAGCAGCCAGAGGAGAUGACGGAUGUUAAGAGACUAGAGAUUAUCGACUUUUGCGAUGCGGCCAGCGAAUGGGGCUCCAGCGUACCUAUACCAGCGUGCGAGGCGGAAAGAAUGAUCGAGUUAGCUGGUCAAAGGCGCAUCGCGGAUCUUAAGCGCUCACAAAAGCAUGAAGAGGAGCAACUGAGAAGUUCAGGGCAUCCGCGUUUCGAGUCUACGAGCUUUUCACUUGACGAACGUACGCGAUACAUGAACGACAGUUCACGGAGAGGCGACAAUUCCUCAGCGCAAGAGGAAGCAAGAACGAACAGGGAGGCUAGAAGGGACCGGCACGUAUCUUUUUCGGAUGAUCGACGGUAUUUUGAGGCAAGUUAUCUACUUCUAGAAUGA
Messenger RNA from Bipolaris victoriae FI3, 780 nucleotides. RefSeq lists its product as hypothetical. The transcript is spliced from 2 exons. The record is from RefSeq and is a predicted model, not a curated record. Lineage: Eukaryota; Fungi; Ascomycota; Dothideomycetes; Pleosporales; Pleosporaceae. Bases 1 to 780 code for a protein of 259 amino acids.